Molecule: messenger RNA, 4236 nt
Organism: Bactrocera latifrons
Lineage: Eukaryota; Metazoa; Arthropoda; Insecta; Diptera; Tephritidae
Gene: garnet
Product: AP-3 complex subunit delta
Exons: 14
Coding region: 335-3502 (1055 amino acids)
Biological process (GO): neurotransmitter receptor transport, postsynaptic endosome to lysosome; anterograde synaptic vesicle transport; Golgi to vacuole transport
Cellular component (GO): presynaptic endosome; membrane coat; AP-3 adaptor complex
Source: RefSeq, a predicted model, not a curated record
GUAAGAGUUGUUUUUAUUGAAUUUAUGACCAUAAUUUAUUUAAUUUGAAGAUUACAAAUUAUKGAAAUCCAUUCUUUGUAAUAAAAAACGUUAUUAGUAUUAAGAUAUUGCAUUCAACAGAAAAUGUGAAUUAAUCUUGUAAAGUGAAAAAAUCAAUCAGCAAAGAAGGAAUUUUUGUCGACAUCAUCAAAUGUGUGAAUGCCACCAAAAAAUAGAGGAGUGCAAUUUUGAAACCAUAUCGAAAUAAAGCAUACGUUGCCAGGAUAUUAAUCUAAUAAUAGAUGAAAUAAUCUGAUAAACAGUAACAAUUUAAUUUGUGUGUUAACACGUUAAAAUGGCUUUAAAAAAAGUUAAGGGAAAUUUCGAACGUAUGUUUGACAAAAAUCUCACGGAUCUUGUGCGGGGCAUAAGGAAUAAUAAGGAUAACGAGGCGAAAUACAUAGCACAAUGUAUUGAGGAAAUCAAACAAGAACUACGGCAGGAUAACAUUAACGUUAAGUGCAAUGCUGUUGCGAAAUUAACAUACAUACAAAUGCUCGGUUAUGACAUCUCAUGGGCCGGUUUUAACAUAAUUGAAGUAAUGAGCUCGUCACGAUUUACAUGCAAACGUAUUGGCUACUUGGCAGCAAGCCAAUGCUUUCACCCUGAUAGUGAAUUACUAAUGUUAACAACAAAUAUGAUACGUAAGGAUUUGAAUUCUCAAAAUCAAUACGAUGCUGGUGUGGCUUUAAGCGGUCUCAGUUGUUUUAUUUCGCCCGAUUUAUCUCGGGACCUUGCAAACGAUAUUAUGACUCUGAUGAGUUCAACAAAACCGUAUUUGCGUAUGAAAGCUGUUCUUAUGAUGUAUAAAGUAUUUUUACGUUAUCCAGAAGCAUUACGACCUGCAUUUCCCAAACUUAAGGAAAAAUUAGAGGACCCUGAUCCAGGUGUACAAUCAGCUGCUGUUAAUGUGAUCUGCGAGUUGGCCCGUAAAAAUCCCAAGAACUAUCUGCCUUUAGCACCAGUUUUUUUUAAACUUAUGACGACUUCCACCAACAACUGGAUGUUAAUUAAAAUAAUUAAAUUGUUUGGCGCUUUAACUCCUUUAGAACCCCGGCUAGGAAAGAAAUUAAUAGAACCUCUCACAAAUCUUAUUCAUAGUACGUCCGCCAUGAGCUUGCUUUACGAGUGCAUAAACACAGUGAUUGCAGUGCUCAUCAGUAUUAGCAGUGGAAUGCCAAAUCAUAGUGCCUCAAUACAGCUUUGCGUGCAGAAACUGCGCAUUCUCAUAGAGGAUUCCGAUCAGAAUUUGAAAUACCUGGGAUUGUUGGCUAUGUCUAAAAUUUUGAAAACCCACCCGAAAAGCGUCCAAGAGCAUAAGGAUUUAAUUUUGGCAUGCCUAGAUGAUAAGGACGAAUCGAUACGACUUCGUGCUCUCGAUUUACUUUACGGAAUGGUGUCAAAAAAGAAUCUAAUGGAAAUUGUCAAACGUUUACUAGGUCACAUGGAGCGUGCCGAGGGAUCGCUGUAUCGCGAUGAAUUGCUGUUCAAAGUAAUUGAGAUUUGCUCACAGAGUUCUUAUUUGUACGUUACGAAUUUCGAAUGGUACUUAACUGUGCUAGUUGAAUUGAUUCAACUGGAAGCUGGUUCUAAACACGGGCGUUUAAUUGCCGAGCAACUCCUAGACGUUGCUAUAAGGGUACCAGUUGUACGUCAAUUUGCAGUGAAUGAAAUGACCAACUUGUUGGACACAUUCUCCAUAUCAUCGCAGAGCAAUUCAAUGUAUGAAGUGCUAUACGCCGCAGCUUGGAUCGUAGGAGAGUUCUCAAAUGAUUUGGAAGAUGCCGAAAAGACUCUAAAUAUUUUAUUACGCCCACGCCAAGUACCCGGCCAUAUACAAGGUGUGUUUGUACAAAAUGUUACUAAAUUAUUUACAAAAUUAGCAACUACUUGUCUGGAAAAUAAGGAUGUUAGCGGCUUGAUUCGAGUGAGUAUCAGGAUGUAUUUAGGUUUUAUAAAGACAUUAUUACAGAUAAAACUUAAUUUAUUUCAGCUUUGUGAUCAUGCCCUGGAGAAGCUUCAAAUCUUUAGUAGUUCGAAUGAUAUUGAAGUGCAGGAGCGUGCAAAUGCCUCGUGUAUUCUAAUGGAAAUGCUCCGUUCCCAAUUCAGUAAGGACAGCAGACAUCACAAAAGGACCACAAUAGUCGCAUUMUCUGCCGACGGCGUUGAAAAUUUGUCUGAGCUUGACGCAUCCACAAUACCUGAUAUUAUACCGACUCUGGCAAUUGAAAUUGUUCAAGAGAUGGCUUUAUUAUUUGAUGGCGAACUUAUACCAGUGGCUCCAAAAGCACAACGCAAAGUUCCACUUCCUGACGGUCUCGAUCUAGAUGAGUGGAUAAAUGGGCCGCCUGAAGAUGAAAGUAGCAAUUCGUCCCAAGAGGAUAAAGAUGAGCUGUUUGUGUCAGCUGCUCAUAAUGACAGUGCGGCAUUGGGCAAGCGACGCAAGAGUGAAGAGCUGACUCCCGAGCAAAUCGAACGAAAUCGCAUGGCUCGUCUAAUAGAGCAAUCUCACAACCCGCACUAUAUUAAAUCUUCGCCUUCAGCAACAGAUAUGAAUAAACAGAAAGGCCUAAGUGCAAAUAACUCCAGUUAUAAUGUUGAUCAAUAUGACAAUAUUGAUGAAAUACCGAUUUCGGAGCUGUCCUUAGAUGUACCACUUCAAAUAGGUGUUAUAAAACGUUCUGAUCGCUAUCUAAUACAGGAGAAAACAAUGAACAAGGAGAAGAAAAAACAUAAAAAGUCAAAGAAAAGCAAAAGAUCAAAAAACAAAAUGGCAUACAGCAGCUCCGAAUCGGAGGAUGACUCCAAACCACUUCAUUUAGUAAACACGAUCAUGGAUAUGCCUGAAGGAGUAGCUCUAUCGGACAGUGAAGAUAAAGAUUGCAAGUUUGAUCCGAAUGAUCCCCACCGAGCUCUGAAUAUUGAAUUGGACAUCCCUGACCUGGAGGAGCCCAAAGGACGAUUCCACGAAGUGAAGCCCGCGCCUCAAAAUCAAAACAAUAAUUCUCAAACAUUAAUAAAUGAAAUUGAUUCAAAAGAUAAAACCAAGAAACGAGCCAAGAAGAAGUCCAAAAGCAAAGAGAACGAUGUAGAAGAGCUCGAACACCGCAAUAAAGACGAAGAUAGUGUCCCCAAAUCGCAUGUAAAACCCAAAUCAAAGAAGAAAUCGAGAAGUAAUGCAAAUACAAGCAAUACUGAUUUGUUAGAUAUUUCUCCAGAGAGGAUAAAGAGCUUUGCAAAAACGGCAUUGGACGACAGCAACAGCACUGCGGAAAAACGCAAGAAGGAGAAAUCACAUAAAUCAAAAGAUACGAGAAAGGGAAYCGUCAGCGUAAAGAAAGAGAAAAAGCCUAAACAUCAUCGUAGCCACAGUAAAGAGAAAAAACACAGUAUUCUCGAAUCGUCGAUAGGGGGUUACGAAGAAGCCAUAGGCAUUUCAACUCCAAGUAAGGAAAUCAUUUAACUUGCGACUCUACACACACAUAUAAUAUUGUAUAACCGUCCCUUGCUAUAUCUUCGAUCAAGUUGCAAUAGAAAAUGGUUACACUAAAGUAUAGGAUAACAUUAAGCAAAGUCAAUAUUUUGCGUAGGGUUGAAGCUGAUACAUAUACAUGUAAAAAAUAUCUUAAGAAAACUUGCAAUGGAGAAUGUAAAUGUAAUAUCACUUUUUAUAUACCAAAUUACGAAGGUGGAUUGCAACAUUCCCAAACUUUCAGACAAGUGAAUAAAAUGUGUUCAAGCGUUCAAACCAUGACUUAGAAAAAAGUUAUGAGAAAAUCCUUUAAACUUAUACUUACUCAUGUCUAUUAAAGAUUGUUGAAAUUGUUUCGAAACAAAAGAGGUCCUUUCCUCACGCAUACUUAUAUAAAAGCACAUCUACUUUCAUAUACAAACAGCUUUUCUAGCUUUAAAGACUUUAAAAAUACAUAACGGUCAAAAUAUUUUAUAUCAACUUAUAAAAAUUAUAAGCUUAUGAAUGCUGUAGAGUAGCGAGUUAUGAAUUCUAUAAAGCAUAUUCCUUUAACAAUGCAUCUACAAUCGUAUAUCCUAAUAGACUAACGGAAUAAAUGUACAACAGUACUCGUUCCCUAGUUAAGAUAUGAACUGUAAUAAAAUAUGAUUAUAUUGUAUAAUACAUAGUAAGUUUGUAAAGUGAGAACAUAAUGAACAAAUAAACGUAUAUAAUAAUCAACAUUA